This is a messenger RNA of Cololabis saira (Pacific saury), 1218 nucleotides long. RefSeq names its product ecto-ADP-ribosyltransferase 4-like. The transcript has 3 exons. Bases 119 to 1150 code for a protein of 343 amino acids. The record is from RefSeq and is a predicted model, not a curated record. NCBI's taxonomy places the organism in Eukaryota, Metazoa, Chordata, Actinopteri, Beloniformes, Belonidae. Gene Ontology annotation, molecular function: NAD+-protein-arginine ADP-ribosyltransferase activity; NAD+ poly-ADP-ribosyltransferase activity.
UGUAACUCCUCUCAUGUGGAACCUCCCUCUUGGCAAACAACUCAGUGUUACACUUCUCUGACUUUUCUCCUUAAGAGGAACACCAUACCACUAUUAUAAACACUUGCAGGAGAAAGAUAUGAAGUUUGAGAAAAGAUCAGCAUGUGGGCUGAAAUUACUGAGAAACUGGACAGGUCUUUGUGUAUUGAUGGUGGUUGUACUUGUAUUAUAUAAUGACCCGUAUCUAAUACUUUGGUGGCCUCAGAGACCUGAACAGAGAACCAAGCCUGAUGUUUCCCCUCUGGAUCUGGCGACAGAUUCCAUUGAUGACAUGUACGCUGGCUGUCGGUCUGAAACAGCCUCAUUGAUCGACCUGUUUGGUGUGUUUGAGUGGCAUUUCAACACAAACUUCAGCAUUGCCUGGGCUUUAGUUGAAAGAAACGCAAGGAAACCUGUGCACGAGCAGCUGAAAGAUGACCACGCCAUAGUUGUGCUUAUGUACACAAAAUUUGCUCACAUCCGGGAAGAUUUUAACACAGCGGUGAAAACAGGAAAGCACAAGUACAACACAGAGGGAUUUCAUUUCCACUAUUUUUACUUCUAUUUGACUCAAGCCAUUCAAGCUUUGCGACACAAGCAGACAUCCUGCAGGACCACCUAUCACAGGUCAUGGAAGCGAUUUGACCAAAAUAUCAACAACACAAUCAUCCGUUUUGGCACUUUCACCUGGGCGGCAUCAAACAGGGAGUCAUUUGAGCUCAGCGGCAAUGUCUCCUGUUUUGAGAUCUACACGUGCUUCGGCGCCGACAUCACGUACUACUCCAGUACAAAGCUAAUCGGACAGGUGCUCAUUCCUACUUAUGAAGUGUUCAGAAUCACAGAUGUUGUGAUGAAUGAUCCGUGGUGCAGCGUGGUCUACAAGCUGCAGAGCACCAAAAUACCACGGUCAGACCAAAACUGCAAACUAACCAAAUCCUAUUUAGGAGCUGGUUUGAUGCAUUUGCUUCCUGACCGUGUCGUGGUGAUGUCUGCAUGUGCAUUACUGAUGAUAAUUAGCUCUUUGGUUCUAGUAAGACACAAGCAGAAGUGUUAUGUGGCGGUUGUGUUUGGUGCUCUGCUGGUGCUGGCGAUUACUGUGAUGAUGGCGGGUUAUCUAGGAAAACAAAGGUGACUGAUGGUGCAAUACUAUGACAAAUUAUCUUGGCCCGGUUUCCCAGAUCAGUUAAGUAGUUCUUAACA